AUGUUUCACAACAUGGAAGACGAUGAUACGGGCAGUGUGGGAAGACUGUUGCCAAACCUUGAGGCCAAAUUGGUUGAUGGUGCAGGAAACAAUAUCAGCGCCUACGAUACUCCAGGCGAAAUUUGCUUGAGGGGUCCCACAAUGAUCAAAGGUUAUUAUAAUAACGACGCGGCGAACCGAGAGUCUUAUGAUUCGGAUGGCUUCUACCAUACCGGUGAUAUUGGUCUUUGCGAUGGCAAAACCAAGAAAUGGUACAUUGUCGACAGGAAAAAGGAGCUUAUUAAGGUUCGAGGCUUUCAAGUCGCCCCACCAGAGCUGGAGGGAAUCCUACUGGAACAUCCCCACAUCGUUGAUGCAGCGGUUAUCGGAGUUGUUGCCGAAACACAUGGGUCCGAGCUUCCCAGGGCGUAUGUUGUCAGGAGACCUGGAUCAAACCUUGAGGAGCAGGAGGUCAAGGAAUACAUGAAGACAAAAGUGGCAUCAUAUAAACAACUUGAAGGUGGAGUUGUAUUUUUGGAUGCAAUCCCGAAAAACGCAAGUGGUAUGGAUUUGAGUUAUUCAAUACUAGCCAUCUAUGAAAUCCUUGCACUUCACGAUUCCCCGGGUCCUGGGUUACUCGCACCUCGUUAUGUCUUAAGGGAAAGACACUACAGCACUCAACUGCGAGGCUUGAUGCAAGGGCCUCACUUGUCCAUUCUACCUGCGUUAAAGUGUCACUGCAAUGCCCUUCGCUUGAAGGAAAAUCGCAUCAUGGCAUACCAGCAUAUUCUGAGGCUCAGUAACUCCUAUGAUGUGAACGGAUUUUUAUCAUGA
This is a messenger RNA of Morchella importuna, 813 nucleotides long. RefSeq lists its product as uncharacterized. Gene Ontology annotation, molecular function: CoA-ligase activity. Bases 1 to 813 code for a protein of 270 amino acids. The record is from RefSeq and is a predicted model, not a curated record. The transcript has 10 exons. NCBI's taxonomy places the organism in Eukaryota, Fungi, Ascomycota, Pezizomycetes, Pezizales, Morchellaceae. Gene Ontology annotation, biological process: secondary metabolic process.